Drosophila virilis is the source of this 3686-nucleotide messenger RNA. It is a transcript of the gene Pif1, whose product is annotated as Pif1 DNA helicase. The record is from RefSeq and is a predicted model, not a curated record. Gene Ontology annotation, biological process: telomere maintenance; DNA repair. Lineage: Eukaryota; Metazoa; Arthropoda; Insecta; Diptera; Drosophilidae. Gene Ontology annotation, molecular function: DNA helicase activity.
GACCAGAGUGUUCGACUCAUUUCGGUUUUGCUGUGGCGUCUGGGACGGCGUCAGCCUUGAUCGGUCGCGGGCUGUUGUUGACCGGUUCUAAUCUGUUUAUCUUUGCCGCUUGUAUUUAUUGGUAAACAGUUAUGUAGAAAUACAUACAUAUGUAUGUGUGUGUAGACAAAACGCACAAACAAGAAGAACCAGAAUAUCGUAUAUCGAUAACACUCGCAUCGAUUGCCGCACGAUUGCAUUUUGUUGACUCACCCGCUCAUUAUUAGGAAAAAAAGCACAAAAAACAUACGCAAGCGCUUUAUAUGUAUCUUGCUCUCCUGCUCGCUUAUCAACCCCCCUUGGAUUUAGGAAACCGGUUUUAGUUUCGCUUUUUGUUUGUACCUGCGCAGUAGCCGAGGCAAGAAAAUGCGUCGCGGGAAAAUUUUCGGCAUGGCAAACAGAACACGCGAGUUGCAUGAACUUAUGGAAUAGCCAGUUUUAUUGCCCUCACGAGAAUAAAACAAUGGUUGAUGACGCGACCCGCGAAUAAAUAGUGAUUCCGGCCUCUUUAUUGUUAAAAGCUUUCCUUCAUUUUCAACCAUCUUGGCAGCCAUGAAAUCCAUGCUCUAUUCGGCAGGUUUGUUAGCUAAUUGAAAAGUUCUCUAUUUGAGCAAAGAGAGACUUAAAUCAAGUGAUUCUCUGUUUCUGGCUGCUCAUGUAUAUUAUUUAUUUAUCAGUUAACAGGCCAGGUAUUGUUUUUACUGCAUUCAUAUUGAAUUGUGCAACUGUUAGUCAUUAUUCGAUCGCGUUAUCUGGCCGUAGUUUCUUGAAUAGAAAUCAACCAGCACUUGAACACUUUACAUAAGAAACUAAACUGAACGUUAACCGGCUCGUAAAUUAUAAAUGAAUUUCUUAAUUACGCCGUAGUAUUAAGAAAACGUAUACACGACAAGAAUUCAGCAUCUACUACUGCAAAUUAAUGCCUUCCUUUAACUUUAAACUCAAUUAGAAGGUCAAAUUAGCUUAUAUUUUAAACUAUAAUCAAAAGAACUAAACUACAUUGCUCAAUACAAAAAAAAAGCAAUUUUAAUAAUACAAGCAGCUAACAUUUAAAUAAGAGCAAUGCGCGCGUCAAUUGGCGCCAUCUGGCGUUCAAAAAUAAAACAACCCUGUUUGAAUAUCGAUAAACGCAGUGUGGCACAGCAUGCCUAUCGAACGCACAAUCGGUAAUUAUUUAUUUUUGGCGGGAGGUGUGCACACUCGCUGUCCGGCCAGGGACUGAAGAAAUUAGUUUGAAAUAAAUUAAUUAAAACAACUAUGGAUCUUAACGAUGCCGUGCUAACGUGCGCGGUGAACAUACACUGGACGAACGCGGUGGGCAUAACCGGUCGCAAGCUGGCCUACAGGACGGCAACGCUGCGUCUGGUGCGCAACGAUUUGCGUGAAAUUUUCGUCGAGGUGACGCCCGAAAAGCUGAAGCCGCUCAAAUUCAAGCUAAAGGACAUAAUGGUGCACAAGAAAUUCAUGGCCGAGGGCAAGGCCACGUUCAACUUCAAGGCGGAGCAAUGCUCGCUCUACCUGUCCAAUGCACCGCCCGGCACCCUGAUGCUCUUCCUGCGCACCAUAUUCAUCAAAAUGAAUGGCGGCGGAGACGGCGCACUGGACGAUGCGGCCUUGCAAAAGAAGCUGCGCGAACAGAUGCUGGGCUCAAGGCCCAGCAGCUUUGAGGAGAUCUCACCGGUGACCACGGCCGAAAUGGUUUUGGCGCGCAAAAAGGCGGGCCUUAUAACGCGUGCCAGCACGACCACGCCCUCGCCGCAGGCAGCCAAAAAGCGACGCUUCGAGGAGCUCAAGGGUGCUGGCGGCGAGGCUGGCCAAAGCGUGCCCGCUGCCAAAAAGCUGUAUGCAGCAUCGCCACUGGCCGCCACGCAAACGGAGGACUCGCUGCGUUUGAACGAGGAGCAAAUGGAAGUGUUGCGCGCCUGCCUUGCCGGCAAGAAUGUCUUCUUCACGGGCUCCGCCGGCACGGGCAAGAGUUUUCUGUUGCGCAAGAUCAUCUCGGCGCUGCCGCCGGAAGGCACCGUGGCCACGGCAUCCACGGGCGUGGCCGCCUGCCUAAUUGGCGGCACGACCUUGCACGCAUUUGCCGGAAUUGGCGGCGGCGAUGCCACGGCUCAACGUUGUCUCGAGCUGGCAUCGCGUCCCGUUGCCGCGCAGACUUGGCGCAAAUGCAAGCGUCUAAUCAUAGACGAGAUCUCCAUGGUGGAUGGCCAGUAUUUUGAGAAAAUUGAGGCUGUGGCGCGUCACAUACGCCGCAACGAGCGUCCAUUUGGCGGCAUCCAGCUGAUACUCUGCGGCGACUUUCUCCAGCUGCCGCCCGUCGUCAAGGGCGAGACGGCCGUGCAGCGGUUUUGCUUUCAGUCCAGCGCCUGGGAGAGCUGCGUCCAGUGCGUCUACGAGCUGAAGCAGGUGCAUCGUCAAUCCGAUCCGGAGUUUGUUAAAAUACUCAACCAUUUGCGCAUUGGCCAUGUCAACGAGACCAUCGCGGCCAGGCUGGUGUCCACGUCAAAGCAGAAGAUCGAAGGCAAUGGCAUUUUGGCCACGCAGCUGUGCUCGCACACGAACGAUGCCAACUCCAUAAACGAUUCGAAGCUGGAGCAUUUGAGCGGCGACAAGGUGCUGUUCCGUGCCGAGGACUCGGAUGCCGGCAUGAGCAAGCAGCUCGACCAGCAAGUCCAGGCUCCCGCACAGCUCUAUCUGAAGAUCAAUGCACAGGUAAUGCUGCUCAAGAAUAUCAAUAUAGCCAACGGCCUGGUCAAUGGUGCACGCGGCGUUGUUGUGCGCAUCGAGAAGGGUCUGCCCGUGGUGCGCUUCAAGAACAACCAGGAGCACGUGUGCCGGCACGAGAAGUGGAUCAUUAAGACGGCCACGGGCGGCGUGCUGACACGCCGUCAGGUGCCGCUCAAGCUAGCCUGGGCCUUCUCCAUACACAAGAGUCAGGGCCUGACGCUCGACUGCGUCGAAAUGUCGCUCUCCAAGGUGUUCGAGGCUGGGCAGGCUUAUGUGGCGCUGUCGCGCGCCAAAUCGCUGCAAUCCGUGCGCAUUCUGGACUUCGAUGCCAAGCAGGUGUGGGCCAAUCCGCAGGUGCUGCAAUUCUACAAGAACUUCCGGCGCCGGCUCAUCGACACCAGCCUAAUACCGCUGGGGCCCAAGAACAAGGACAAAAAGCCGGCCGCCGCCGGCAGCACCAGCAGCGCCCUGGCCAAGCUCAAGAAGAGUCUCAUGAACAAGCCGCUCGUCUCGAUAAGCUAGUUAAAUGCGAUACCGCGACUGAUCUUUUAGCAACAAAUUCGUAGCUCGUAAGGACUGAAACAAGGCUUUACCAUUUUGAGGCUGCCGCCGAGCUGCCUCAAAGUCCAAAGUCCUUGACAAAUCUUAGCAACUAGACUUAAAUUUGACACAUCUGCAAUUAUUGCUGCCACAGUUUUUGGCGCCAGACCAAAUCUCUCUGUCUCAAAUCGUCUUAAUUUUAUUUACAACAAGUACGAUUCGGGAUGCCGAAGAUUAAUUAAUUCUAUAAGAACUGUUGAUGGUAAUCAGGAAUAUGCUCCUCGUCCUGAUUUCGUAUCAAUAUACAAUAUCUUCGACAAAUGUCUGGGACUAGACCGCAAAUAAACGCUAGCUUGUAACUUUUUUUUACAAUAUAA